AUGACAGACCUAGAGACCCAAGUUUUAUUAUUUCAACGUAGCGGCAAAACAGUUGUCCAGCAUUUCGAGGAUAUUAUAAAGGAGUUCGGACCUUUAGUUAACAAUCAGUCAAAUAACCCAGAAAAUUCCAAAUAUGUUGUACAGUUGCAUAUGACGACUUGGCCAGACUUUGAUGUACCAAAUCUAAGUGAAUUUCAAACAUUUAUGAAAGAUUACCGUGAAUUAAAGUGUGCAGAAUCACAUCGAUAUUCUCCAACUCUUGUGCAUUGCACGGCUGGUGUUGGUAGAACUGGUACGUUUAUUGUUGCUGAUUUAUUACAAAUCUAUAAAGAAUUCAAUUGUGUUUAUUAUGAUAUACCUGGUAUCAUUUUACAAAUGAGACGAUGUCGUCCAUCGAUGGUACAAAAAGUUGCGCAAUAUAUAUUUCUUCACCAGUUUGCUAAUACAUUAUUUCAAUAAUAUUAGUUUUUUUCUGAAAAUAUCAACAACUUUGAAAUUUUAUGUUUACUUCAAAUGAAACUUAUCAUGUGAUCUCAAAAAUUUCCGAUAUUAUCUUAUACGUAGUUUGAAGUCAUCGGUCCAACGCCCUGGAGUUAGUUUCUGUGAUAUUUGACUCAAAUUAGUCAGGUGUAUCUGAAGACACUAAUACUAUUAGUAGAAUUCAGACUAGUGCUAACCGGUGUCAAAGACGUUACAAGUGAGUUAUCCGGGCCAUAACAAACCGUUUUAGUACAGGAAUAGUUGAACCAACUGACCAUUAAAUAAUAACCCGAUAUCAUGUUGUGCAGUACUUAUGGUUGCAUUCUAACAAUAUCGGGGGAAAAAGUCUUUUAUAACUAUUUUGUCAAUACUGCACUGGAAUACUCUAAAAGUAAUAAAAGUUAUCCAUAGCUAGAGCAUUGAUAGUUUUGUAAAAAUACCUACAAAUAAACCAAUUGAAACUUUUUCAGUCAACAGAACUACGAUCUCAAAAGUGCCAAGUUUACAUUUUCUGAAAUGCUCGUUUGCUUUUUUCUGAACAAACAAUUAUGUGCGUUGUUACCACCGAUCAAAUGUUAUUUUCCCUUGUGAAAUAAAUGGUGCUACUUUGUCAUACAAAACCUGGAAAAAAUUGCCGUCAGCAUUCCAUUCAACUGAACGGUAUAUUUUCCUUAUUUUUUAAACUGUACUCUAUUUAGUGUCGCUUUUAAAUAAAAUGUCAAUAUUUUCACCUUUAACAUUUUAUGAUUUUAGCAAUAAUUCGUG
This is a messenger RNA of Schistosoma guineensis, 1245 nucleotides long. The record is from the annotation of a GenBank genome assembly. Lineage: Eukaryota; Metazoa; Platyhelminthes; Trematoda; Strigeidida; Schistosomatidae.